This is a messenger RNA of Rattus rattus (black rat), 4108 nucleotides long. RefSeq lists its product as uncharacterized. Gene Ontology annotation, biological process: signal transduction. Bases 99 to 3956 code for a protein of 1285 amino acids. Lineage: Eukaryota; Metazoa; Chordata; Mammalia; Rodentia; Muridae. Gene Ontology annotation, molecular function: GTPase activator activity. The record is from RefSeq and is a predicted model, not a curated record. The transcript has 27 exons.
GGACCAACGGCUCCUCCACCCAGCAUCAGCGUCCUUUAUGUUUUGAUCUGCGAUGUUCAUCAAGACUCAACAAGAUCCAUGGGACAGGACAGAGUUCCAUGGAACAGGCCAUUUGGUGGUAUUUCUUUCUACAAAGAUCCAUUCGUGAAGCCAAGAAGCACAACAAAAUGGAACUUCCCAUGCAGAUAUUCACUGAGGACAUUGCAUGCUGUGACACUCCUCUAUAUGUAACAGCAACAAACUUCGAUACAGUGAAUGACAUAAUCAGCAAGUUACUGCCAAUGAUAAGAAAACAUAACACUGAAGAUUACCAACUGUGGUUCUGUCCUGGCCCUGGAAAAGCUCCAAGACUACUCCAAGGGCAUGAAUAUCCACAUGACAUUAGAAUGAUAAAUAUUCAAAAGAACUUCAGUUCACGGGACUUAAGAAAUUUUACAGCAGUCCCUUCCCUACCUGGGGUAAUCAUGAAAUAUCUAAACGCUGAUGUACAUGGGAAAUUCAUCUUAAAACCCAGAAACUCAACAAGAAGCCAGCAACAAAAAAAUAUGAAGGAAAAAACUUUUAAGAAACAAAGAACUUCUAUAACAUCGUGGUUGGACAGGGGCUCUGUGCCCCACCAGGAGCAAGUAUGCACCAUCCCACAAGUUAAAAAGGGAGGAAAACUGUUUGGAAGAGAACUCAGCUCCAUUUGUCAGGAUGGCGACCUGCCCUCGGCAAUCCUGGACAUGCUGUACCUACUAAAAAAGGAAGGGCCCACAACCAAGGGUGUCUUUAUAGAACCUCCAAGUAUAACUUUGUUCCAAACAGUAAAGGACAAAUUGGAUUCAGAAGAAGAGGUGGAUAUAAACAAGCAAUCAAUUUAUGUAGUGGCAUGGAUCUUUAAGGACUUCCUCCAAAACAUCGAGGGAAGUCUGAUGUCUUCAAAACUAUAUGAUGAGUGGAUUGCUGUAACCGAAAAAGUCAAUGAUGAAGAGAAAUUAGUCGCAGUGCAGAGUCUUUUAGAUAAAAUGCCACCUGAAAAUGCAGCUCUUCUGAGGCAACUUUUUCGUAUAUUAUAUGAAAUUAAAAAUAAUUCUGAUGUUAAUGAAAUGUCGUCUUACCACCUAUCUGUUGGGUUAGCCCCAUGUCUCUUAUUCGUGCCCAGCUCCUGCAAUAAUGAAGUGACAAAUGAUAUUAGCAAAAAGAUUUCUCUAGUGAAGUUUAUGAUCGAAAAUGCGCCACAGUUUUUUGGAGAGGACUUGGCUGCAGUGUGGCAUGGAACAUCACUAUAUCAUCCUCCUGGAGGAAAGUCCUCAUGUUCCCAGAGUACUCAAACAAGUUUUGAAAACAUGAAGGAAACCAAACAUGGACUCAGCAGCUCCCCUCGUGGCAGGACAUGCACUCCUGGCUAUAAUACACUGCGGAGAAGGCCAGCUGCUCUUCUUCCCUAUGAGGGCAUUAUAGAUUCACAAAAACACGAAGUCAAUGUACAUACUAAACCAACUCUUAAUCCACCACAGGCAAAACAGAAAUGUUUGUUUGGCAAAUCUCUUACAAGUCUUUUUGAAGACAAAAAGUUGCCUACUCCAAUACUUGAUAUGCUAUCCAUAAUUGCAGAGAAAGGGCAUGAAUCGGAUCACAUAUUCAAAAUUCUACCUAAAGAAUCACACUGGUCCCUGAGGUAUAGGCUUGACAGUGAACAACAUAUUGACUGGGACGAGGAAUGCGUUCUUGUAAUAGCAUCUGUUUUAAAGGAUUUUAUUAUUAAUAUUGAUGGAAGCUUACUAACCUUGGAAUUCUAUGAAAAUUGGCUUAGCAUUCCGGACGAAGGAACUCUGGCUGAAAAAAUUAAUGCCAUUCAAAGCCUUUUGCAACAGAUACCAGAACCAAACUUUAUACUAUUAAAAGAUCUCGUGUGUGUAUUAGUAAUAAUAAAAAAUUCUUCCAUGAAUAAUUUAGACAGUUACAGGUUAUCUUUGAGAAUAGCUCCACAUGUACUGUGGGGUAAGACUUCGAGAGACUCAUUAUUUGGGACUGACGUCUUAAGAAAGUUGUCCAUUAUGCAAAUCAUGAUCGACAACUACCAUGAAAUAUUUGGAAAUGAUGAUAUGUUUAUUAAACAUACUGACAAAGAGUCUGAUGACUUAAGGAUGAAUGAAGAAUCAAAAAGUUCUUCUGACAAAUCACCUGUUAUGACAAAUGUCAUAGCAUGCUGCACCGGGACAACCUGUGAUAACAAUGAAAAAUUAAAUAUUUCAUGUGCUGCUCUGCAAGAGGAAGGUCCUCCAGAGAAAUGUGAAGACAAUGAAUAUUCCAACCCACCACUACGUUGUCUAUUUCCAUUACGACCUGCAAAGAAAUGUUUGUUUGGUCAACCUCUUACAAGUAUUUUUGAAGACAAAAAGAUACCUACUCCAAUAUUUGAUAUGCUGUCUAUAAUUGCAGAAAAAGGAAAAGAUACAGAUCACAUAUUUAAAACUCUAUCUGAAUAUUCACAUUGGUCCUUGAGAGACAAGAUAGACACCUAUCAAUAUAUCAAUUGGAACGAGGAACGCGUGCUUGUAAUAGCAUCCGUAUUAAAGGACUUCAUUACCCAUAUAGAUGGAAGUUUGCUUACAUGUGAAUUAUAUGAAAGUUGGCUUAGCGUUCCAGAUGAAGGGACUCUGGCUGAACAAAUUAAUGCCGUACAAAGACUUCUUCAAAAAAUCCCAGAACCGAACUUUAUAUUAUUAAAACAUCUCAUCUGUGUAUUAGUAAUAAUAAAAGACUCAUCCACGAAUAAGUUAGACACUAACAGGUUAUCACUCCGCCUUGGCCCACAUUUGCUAUGGGGUUGGACUUCGAGUGAUGCAUUUUUUGGAAAAAAUGUCUCAAGAAAGUUGUCCAUUAUACAAAUCAUGAUCGACAACUACCAUCAAAUAUUUGGAAAUGAUGAUAUGUUUAUUAAACAUACUGACAAAGAGUCUGAUGAUUUAAGGAUGAAUGAAGAAUCAAAAAAUUCUUCUGACAAAUCACCUGUUAUGACAAAUGUCAUAGCAUGCCACAACAGGACAACCUGUGAUAACAAUGAAAAAUUCCAUAUUUCAUAUGCUGCACUACAGGAGGCAGGUCCUACAGAGAAAAGGAAAAGCAAUAUAUAUACCAAGCCACCAGAAUAUUCUAGUCCAACACCAUCAAGAAAGAAAUGCUUAUUUGGCAAGAAUCUUACAAGCAUUUAUGUCGACAGUAAGCUGCCUGCUCCAAUACUUGAAAUGCUAUCCAUAAUUGCAGAGAAAGGAAAAGAAUCAGAUCAGAUAUUUGCAAUUCUACCUGAAAAUUCACACUGGAGCCUCAGAGAGAGGAUUGAGAGUGAAGAACUCAUAGACUGGAAUGAAGAAGGCAUACUAGUUAUAGCCUCCGUUUUAAAGGACUUCAUUACAAAUAUCGAAGGAAGUUUACUUACUUCUGACUUAUAUGAAAGUUGGCUUACUGUCCCAGAAGAAGAAACUCUGGCUGGACAAAUUAGUGCCAUUCAAAGACUUUUACUGAAGAUUCCUCAGGCAAACUUUAUCCUUCUAAAGCAUCUCAUCUGUGUGUUAGUAAAAAUAAGAGACUCAUCCAUGAAUAAUUUAGACAGUAACAAUUUAUCUGUCCGCAUAGCUCCUUAUGUUUUGUGGCAUCAGACUCCAAAGGACACAUUGUUUGGGAGUGAUGUAUCAAGAAAGAUGUCCAUUAUACAAAUCAUGAUCGACAACUAUAGUCAAAUAUUUGGAAAUGACAGUAUAUUUUGUAAAGGUAUUGACAAAAGACCUGAGGAUUUAAAGACGUGUCCAGAUUCAAUAAAUUCUUCUGGAAAAUCACCUAUUAUGAACGAAUUCCUAGGUGGCCGCAAGAGGAAAACAUAUGAUAAUAGUGAAAAUUUUAAAAUUUCAUCCAUUGCUCUGCAGGAGGAAGGUCCUACAGGACAGGACACAAAAACUGCCACGUAUAAGUGGUAGAGGAUGACUGAAGACACUAAAAGGUCAUUCUAUUUUAAUGUUCCCUUCUACCUUCCACUUAAUCUUAGCAAACAAAUUAUUGCAACAUACUUCUUCAGCAUUUAUGCCAUAUGUUACUCAAUGUUUGCUAUCAUAAUAAACGUUGCAAUAAA